GGUCAUGAGAUGUGGACUGCUAUGAUGGAAGUCCCUGAUUUUUUCCACGCUUUCUGAUAUGGUCUCGACUGGGGUUUUCUAGUUAUUGUCUGUUUUCAGAUAUUUCUGCAUAAAUUGGUGCUUGUGAUUAUUCACAUUACCGAUUUCUUCUCAGAUUUUUUCUUGUUCUUCUUGCACCCCAUUGAUAUUCUCAGAGCGCUCUCUCUCUCUCUCUCUCUCUAAUUGGACUGUGAUUGAAGGGGUGAACAACAUGGCGGCAACAUCUGCGUCUAUCUUCAUUCCCACAACAAAUUCACUCUCGGCUGCAAGAGCGGUCUCUAGCAGGAAAGAAGCGCCAUCAAGCUCAACCACUCUUGUUAGCGGUUUUCUUGGUGCUUCGAUGAAAAGGAAUUUAGAGAAGUGUAAAGUUGUCAAGGUAGACACCAAAGUCAGGGCCGCUGCAACUGUCUCCACGUCUCUGAUUGAAGAAGUUAAAGAGUACGCACUUCCCUCAUGGGCGAAGUUUGAACUUGGGAGGUCUCCAGUAUACUGGAAGACAAUGAAUGGUCUUCCUCCUGCAUCGGGAGAGAAGCUGAAGCUUUUCUAUAAUCCAACCGCCACGAAGUUUGCCCCAAGUGAAGAAUUUGGGAUUGCUUUUAAUGGAGGUUUCAAUCAGCCUAUAAUGUGUGGUGGCGAGCCAAGGGCAAUGCUGAGAAAAGAUCGAGGCAAAGCUGAUUCUCCAAUUUACACCAUCCAGAUCUGCGUUCCCAAGCACGCGAUGAACUUGAUCUUCUCAUUCACAAACGGAGUCGACUGGGACGGUCCUUACAGACUGCAGUUUCAAGUUCCCAAGGGUUGGAGAAACAAACCGAUCGACUUCUUUAAUGAGGGCCUUGCGAAGGAAUUGGGCAAAGAAGGCGCGUGUGAAAAGGCCAUCUUUCCGGACACAAACAUUGUAAUCACGAGAUGCACUAUGAUCGGCAACUUGUCUGUUGAAGGGGGCGAUCGCUGCAAUCUUGAUCUGGUACCUGGAUGCAUGGAUCCUGCCUCCGAGCUAUACAAUCCACUUGCCAAUGUCGAUGACGGGUCAUGCCUGCUAUAUCCUGAUUCCGGAAGCGAGAACUAAGCACCGUACACCGCACAUUAUCUCUGUAUAUUCUGAAAGAGCGUCCAAAACGACAGCAGCUGCAAUGCCGUAAAUUUCUUCCUCUCGAAAUAGAGUGAAUGCGAUUUGCUGCAUCCCCUCUUGCAUCAGGUGCAACCGCAGCAUGUUGUGAACCUGGGUCGGCCCUGAUUGUUCUAUUCUUAAACUAGGGAAGGUGCCUAUGAAUUGAGUAAAUAUUGAAGUGUUUACUGAA
Molecule: messenger RNA, 1337 nt
Organism: Syzygium oleosum
Lineage: Eukaryota; Viridiplantae; Streptophyta; Magnoliopsida; Myrtales; Myrtaceae
Product: protein POST-ILLUMINATION CHLOROPHYLL FLUORESCENCE INCREASE, chloroplastic
Exons: 8
Coding region: 251-1105 (284 amino acids)
Biological process (GO): chlororespiration
Cellular component (GO): chloroplast stroma; thylakoid
Source: RefSeq, a predicted model, not a curated record